AGGGUUGGCAAACUCGUGCUUGGUCCUGAGAACGUCGGGGAAAUUGAAAAGGUUAUGGCAGUAUAUAACUGGUUUCUCCUCACUACUCAUCAGCAGAGACAAUGUAUAAAGAAUUCAAACUGGAGCCUGUUAAGCAAAGGAAAAUAGAGGAAAAGGGGGAAGAGAACACAGAGGAGAAGACAGAAGAAGUAAAACAACAUUCUCCUUUCAUUUUGUAUGUAGACUUGCAUUGUUUAGGAUGUGCUAAGAAGAUUGAGAGGACCAUUUCAAAGAUUAGAGGGGUAGAGAGAGUAAUGAUAGAUAUGGAGCAAAACCAAGUGACAAUAAACGGAGUGAUUGAACCACAAGCAGUGUGUGCCAGGAUUGGUAAGGAAACAAAGAGAACAGCAAACAUAUUGUCGCCUUUCCCACAAGCUGAGGAUGAACCUAUUCCUGAACAUGUUAGCAGGUUGACGACAGUUGAGCUUAUUGUCCACAUGCAUUGUGAGGCAUGUGCCAAGCAACUUAAAAGAAAGAUUCUAAAAAUGAGAGGGGUGAGAGCCGCGGAAACAGAUCUGACCUUAGGGAAAGUAAUAGUGACAGGAAGCAUGGACGCCAACAAGCUCGUUGACUAUGUAUACAGGCAAACGAAAAAGCAUGCCAAAAUUGUCCUUCAACAUGAACCCCGGAAGCAUAAGGAAGAACCAAAGAGUGAAGAUCAAAAUCCAGAUGAAGAAGCUAAGAAACUCGAAGAGGAAGAAAAGAAAGAAUGCGACGAAGACACUAACAAGGCAUCAGAAGGAGAAGAAAUCAUCAAUAAGAUGAUGUAUUAUUCCCAACCACUUUAUGUCAUUGAAAGAAUCCCACCUCCUCAGCUCUUCUCCGACGAAAAUCCUAAUGCAUGUUGCAUAACGUAGCCAAUAAUAACAGUUACGUGAAAAAUCAUUUUCAUCUAUUUGAAUUGUAAGUAGUCAUAGGGGAUCAUUUUUCUCGGAGUUUUGUGAUAUCGUGGGAUGAGACUAACGCAUAAGAUAUUUGGUUGGAUGACCAACUCCUAUGUUUCUUACAUUUUAUAUCAGCCAAUACAGUUUCAUCUUUCCCAAUUUGAUUUUACAUAUGAAACAGAUGUGCAACAGUUGAUCAU
Molecule: messenger RNA, 1123 nt
Organism: Solanum dulcamara
Lineage: Eukaryota; Viridiplantae; Streptophyta; Magnoliopsida; Solanales; Solanaceae
Product: heavy metal-associated isoprenylated plant protein 9-like
Exons: 6
Coding region: 102-896 (264 amino acids)
Molecular function (GO): metal ion binding
Source: RefSeq, a predicted model, not a curated record